Molecule: messenger RNA, 5535 nt
Organism: Benincasa hispida (wax gourd)
Lineage: Eukaryota; Viridiplantae; Streptophyta; Magnoliopsida; Cucurbitales; Cucurbitaceae
Product: capsanthin/capsorubin synthase, chromoplastic-like
Biological process (GO): carotenoid biosynthetic process
Molecular function (GO): oxidoreductase activity, acting on paired donors, with incorporation or reduction of molecular oxygen
Source: RefSeq, a predicted model, not a curated record
UCCCAACACAACAAACACAUAAAAAGGAAUGUUUUCAAUGGUGGCGAUUCUAGAUUCCCCUUUAGAGCAUACACAUUUCCCCCAUUUUAUUACACUUGAAAAACUUCCCCAAACUUCCAUUACUUCAAUGGCCAAUUCCCAAGCCCUUCUCUCACCAUUCUCUCUCCCCCAACUCCCCUCUUCUCCAAUUCACUCACCAUCUACAAACCACUUCCAAAUCCACUGCUCCUUUGGCAAAUUUGGCAACUUUCUUGACCUUAAACCCGAGUCCAAACCCGAGCCCCUCAAGCUUGAUCUCCCCUUGUUUCAUCCCUAUUCCGAUCGUUCCCGCUUCGACGUGGUGGUCAUCGGCGCUGGCCCCGCUGGCCUCCGCCUCGCCGAGCAGCUCGGUGGCUUCGGAAUCAAGGUAUGUUGCAUGGAUCCUUCCCCGCUUUCUCCUUGGCCAAAUAACUACGGCGUUUGGGUGGAUGAGUUUGAAGCUUUGGGGUUCCAAGAUUGCUUCCACAAGACUUGGCCCAUGGCUACGGUGUAUUUAAGUGAUCGGAAAGUCAAGUAUUUGGACCGCCCCUACGCUCAGGUGAGCAGGAAGAAACUUAAGAUGAAAUUAAUGGAGGAAUGUGUAAGAAAAGGGGUAAAGUUCCACAAGGCCAAAGUCUGGGAAAUUAAGCACCAAGAAUUCGAAUCUUCAGUAUCUUGCAACGACGGAACUGAAAUAAAAGCAAAUUUAGUGAUCGACGCAAGUGGGUUCGCAAGCAAAUUCACAGAGUACUCAAAAUCAAAGCCAAGAAACUGUGGCUUUCAAAUAGCCCAUGGAAUUUUAGCAGAAGUCGAACGCCACCCAUUCGAUCUAAACAAAAUGGUUCUAAUGGAUUGGAGAGACACCCAUUUGGGGAACGAGCCAUACUUGAGACAAGACAACAAAAAAUCCCCAACAUUCCUUUACGCAAUGCCAUUUGAUUCCAAUCUAAUCUUUAUGGAAGAGACUUCCCUUGUCGGUCGCCCGGCGCUUCCGUACACGGAGGUGAAGAGGCGGAUGGCAGCCAGGCUGCGGCACUUGGGGAUAAAGGUGAAGAGAAUUUUAGAAGAGGAGAAGUGUGUGAUUCCGAUGGGGGGGCCUCUACCGGAGAUGCCUCAGGCAGCGGUGGCGGCAGGCGGGGUGGCGGGGAUGGUGAAUCCAGCGACUGGGUAUGCGGUGGUUGGAGGAAUGGCGGCAGCACCGAGGGUUGCGAGAAUGGCCGCCGAGGGGCUCGGUGGCGGCGGGAGGAUGAUCAGAGGGAGGGCAUUGCAGGGUAGGGUGUGGGAAGGGGUGUGGCCAAUGGAGAAGAGAAGUGUGAGGGAGUUUUAUUGCUUUGGGAUGGAAACUUUGGUGAGGCUUGAUUUGGAUGGGAUGAGGAGGUUUUUUGAUGCAUUUUUUGAUUUGGAACCAUUUUAUUGGGAGGGGUUUUUGUCUUCUAGGUUGUCUCUUUGGGAGUUGGUUAUGUUGAGCUUAUCACUCUAUGGACAUGCCUCUCUUAUGUCUAAGGUUGAUAUUCUUACUAAGUGUCCUCUUCCUCUGUUUAAAAUGAUGGCUAAUAUUACUCUUCAAGCUUUGGGAUGAAUCAAGAGGGUGCAUUUUCUUUGGGGUACAUAGUUGGCUAUAAUACUUAUUAUUAUUAUAAUUUGUGGUUAUAAUAGUUGAUGUUAGAUGUUGACUAUUCUAGUCCGAGUUUAGGGUUUAUAUGUUUUGGUUUCCGAUUUGUUUAACAUGAAGUUCUUUAUGGAUUUAUUAUUUAGGUUUUUUUUUUAAAAAAAAAAACUUUUUUCCUAGUGUAUUGUAUUAUACAAUUAUGUAUUAGUACCUUAAGUAUCAUAUCUUGUAAACAAAGAGAAGAUACAUUCCACCAUUUUUUUAAAUAUUUUAGAUUGAUACUUUUGGAGAGAAUAUUCUUUCACUCUCUUAAGACACAUUUACUCACUUUUUACUCAAAGUUUCUCUCUAACUUUCUUGCUUUUAUUUCUUCCUCUCUUUGCUUACUUGGCUUACAAAUGGAGCUAGACCUCUGGAAUUUAUAGGCAUGAGAUCUUUGGAGCCUAAGCAAAAAGGAUCUCUCUAGAUUAUUCUUGGAUUCUAAAUAUCUUGAUAUUUCUUGGUUUAUUCUUAUCUAAAGGAAUUAUCGAAUUCUUUAAACCUAAGGUUGUUCUAGAAUAUUUCUAAUUUUUUUUUUCUUUUGAGAUGUUUAUUCAUACUACAACAUAGUUCUAGAAAAAUCUAUUUUACAUUUUUAUGUCAUAUGGUAGAUACUUCAAGAAUCUUCUAGACUAGUUAGUGUUGUUAUAUAUUUUAACACUCCCUCUCAACACUAACUAUUAUGGGUCAUUCAAUCAUCUCGAGCUGUUGUCGAAACUUUGCAUGUUUAUUUGUUGUAGCCCUUUUGUGAAUAUAUCUGCAAUUUGAUCUUCUAUCUUUAUUGGCUUCAUCUCAAUUUCCUAUUGAAGUACCUUUUCUCUAAUGAAGUGGUACUGUACCUCCACAUGCUUAGUCUUUACAUGGAAUAUUGGAUUCUCAGCUAAGCGAACUGCAUAUUGGUUGUCGCAGUAUAAAGUCACUGCAUGAUUAACUUCUUGGUGGAAAUCCUUCAUUAGUUGCUUUAUCCACAUAUUCUCUUGUACUGCCAUGGUCGCUGCUCUAUACUCUACUUCUGUGAUAGAUAAUGCAACUACUGCUUACCUCUUGCUACACCAAGAAAUUGCUCCACAACCAACUUUGAACGAGUAACUAGUAGUUGAUCGUCGUGUAUCAUGAUCUCUUGCAUAAUCAACAUAACAAAAUCCUUCGAACUUAUAGUCCUUCCCUUUCUUAUAAAAAAAUGUCAUAUUCACUUGUUCCUCUUAGAUAUCUUAGAAUUCUUCGAACUGUUUCAAGAUGAGUCUUCUUCGGAUUCUACAUGUAACAACUUACAACUCCGACUAUGAGAUACCAGUUCUUGUUAAGGUAAGGUAGAUUAAACUACCUACCAACUGACUAUACAUCAUUGAGUCUGCAAGAUCGUUGUCUUCAUGUAUGCAAAACUUUUUGUUAACCUCCAUCAGUCUAAAUAUUAGCUUGCAAUCACUCAUACCAUACUUCUGUAGCAUAUCCUUUACAUACUUCUAUUAUUCGAGGAACAAUCCUUUUUCUAAGUGUUCCACGCUAGUCCAAAGAAAUUCUUUACUUCUCCAAGCUCUUUCAUUUCAAAUCGGACUAGUAUUUUGACCUUUGAGCCUUGAGCUUUAACAAAUAAGCUAGAAUCUGCUAGAGCUACUACAAAGCCACUUUCAUCUAGAAACUCUGCAAUUUUCCCAUACUAGGCUCUUAGUGCUUGCUUGCAACCAUAUAAAGCUUUUCUCAACUUGCAGACAUAGUCAUGAUGAGUUUCAUCCUCAAAUCCUUUUGGUUGCUCGAUAUAUAUUUCUCGAUCUAGCUCUCCAUUUAAGAAAGUGUUCUUAACAUCCAUCUGCCACAGCUUCCAUCCCUUAUUAGCAAUAAGUGUUAAUAAGACUCAAACAGUGGUGAGAUUUGCUAUAAGACUGAACGUCUCAUCAUAGUCCAAGCCAUAUUAUUGAAAACCCCCGAGCCACAAGUCGAGCUUUGUAUCUCUCUACCACCCAUAUGCUCGAGUUUCAAGUCACCAUGUAGUGCAUAUCGUUGGUUGAAGAUUGCUUGACAGGACCAAAUACAUGAGAAUGCACCAACUCCAAUGGUUGUUUUGCUCUAAAUUUGGACUCCUUGAAUGGCAUUUAAUGUCCCUUUCCAUAAUGGCAACCAGCUUAGAGCAUGUCUUCUUUGAUAUCAAGUUUAGGCAGCCCCUUAAGCAUAGACUUGUUUAUCAUUGUCUUCAAUUUGUUGUAGCUAACAUGAUCAAGUCUUACAUGCCACAAAUCUGUUGUUUCAUUCUUUUGUGUCUUAUUCAUGUAGGCGGUCUCUGCUAACAUAACGUAGAUGGAGUCCAUUCUUCGCCCUUCCAUUAAUGGCAUACCAUUGACUUUAGAUUAUGAUACACCUUGACAUCGUCAGGUCCAAACACGAUGAAGUUGCCUGCUAAUGUCAAUUGAGAUACUGAUACCAAAUUUUUCUUCAUUCAGCACAUAAAUAAGUUCUCCAGUUCCACUUGAUUGGAAUCAGAGUGAUGUAUUAUCAUAGUUUUGCCUACGUGGGCUAUUGGAAACUUCAAGUUAUUUGCAGUUACAACAAUUUGGCUUCCUUUGUACUCAGAUGUGUUUUGCAGCUUCCUCUUAUCUCCUAUCAUGUGGUUAAAGCAACCUAAAUCGACAAUCCAAUCAUUUUCAUAAUUAACCUCUUCUGCAUGGACAGCCAACACUUCAUUCUCCACCACAUUGGAUGCGAACUGGGGAUUGGGAUUUGUUGUUGCAAAGCAUGCCUCUACAUCCCAUUCUUCUUCACUGAUGCUCUCAGCUUGGGAGGUGACUAAGUUGCUUUCUGCUGCCUUUUUCUUCGAUAGUCACUGACAUAGUUGCAUAUCUUUCUACAGUUAUAACAUUCACCCCUUUUUUUCUAUGCUUGUGAUUUUGAUUAGUUUUACUAGCUCACCCUAUUUUAGAGUGUUUGGGAGUUUCUUCAUCUCUUUUUUAUUCUACUUUCUUUGAUAUUUUGAAUGACCUUUUCUUUGGCUAUUAAAGAGCGUUUCUUCCUAAUUACUCUUUAAUGUGACCUCUGACAUCUGCUUAGCCAAUGUUUUUUUUACUGGCAAGCAUAUUUUCUAGGUCAAUCAAAGAAGGUUGGACUACUAAUCUUGAAUAACAGCAAUAAAGCUUCUAUAUUCAAGUUUAAGGUAUGGAUAAUAAUUCUCCUCAUUCUUGAUUCUGAAAUAGCAGAAGUAGAAUAAGAGAUUUCAUGGCAUAGAGUUUUUACCUUGGUGAAUUGUUGGAUGAUAGUCAUCUCCCUUUGAGCAAUUGACAGUAGCCCGAUCUCUAGAAACUGCAAUCUUGCAUCAUUUUUCUUUGAGAAAAGUGAGGUGAUCGUGUCCCAUGCUUUCUUCGGCAUCUCUGUUGUAUUGUGCUCCAAUAUUUCCUCAUCAAUUGUAGUUUUAAUUGCAAACAUGACCUUACCUGCCUCGAUAUUCCAUUUCUUCAAAGCGGCAGUAUCCUCAGGUGGAUUGACUUCAAUGCCUCUCACAACAUCCCACAAGUCUUGGCCUUGGAGAUACGAAUGUGGACCAUGAUUUGUAGUGUUGUGUGUUGAACUUCUUGAUUCCUUUAACAACUUAAAUGUCUCCCAUCAUCUUGUAGUAAUCAAUGCACUCCACGAGUAGCUGUGUCCCAAAUAAUAAGCUUUACAAUCCUAAAUUGUACUCGAUCUUUAGAAGCUCACCACAACAAUCUAUGCUAGCCAAGCUAUGAUAUCACUUAUUGAAGAAAUUGGUACAAAAGAAAGAGAGACAAUCUCUUUUGAAGAAAUAAACUUUUAUUAAGAACUUAAAAAAAUGGACACUUUUGGAGAGAAUACUCUUUCAUUCUCUCAAGAUACACUUACAUUUUACUCAAAGUUUCUCUCAAAGU